Colletotrichum godetiae is the source of this 1668-nucleotide messenger RNA. Its product is annotated as fungal-specific transcription factor domain-containing protein. Lineage: Eukaryota; Fungi; Ascomycota; Sordariomycetes; Glomerellales; Glomerellaceae. The coding region runs from base 1 to 1668 and encodes 555 amino acids. Gene Ontology annotation, biological process: DNA-templated transcription. The transcript has 7 exons. The record is from RefSeq and is a predicted model, not a curated record. Gene Ontology annotation, molecular function: DNA binding; zinc ion binding.
AUGUCUCCAGAAGACCGCACAACGAUUACGUGUACGCCUUGCGAAUACCGGUCGAAAAAUCGCAAGCGCGUUCCAGUAUCCUACGAGUACGUCGCGAGCUUAGAGUCGCGAAUCUCAUGGCUUGAGACCUUCCGGGAAGAAAUGCUCAACUCCACGGCGGCGGCAAUGGAGGGGAAAGAUCAUUCUACUCCUAGUAGUUUUAAGCAUGCCCAAGAAGAGACCCAAGAAGAGACACGGAUGGAUGAAGCAGAUCGAGUCUCGUCAUCGGCAUCUAUAUCAGGCGACUACAUAUCCCACCUCGGCAUCCACGCCCGCUCAAGCGCAAACCUCGAGCUAGGGCUCGAAGGCUCCCUCAUCUACCACGGCGUAACCUCCAUAUUCCGCGCCGACCUCCCUUAUUCCUCCUUCAAAGACCCCCCGGACUCUUCCGCUGCCACUACUACCGCUCUCCUCCGAGGCGGCGGCAUCGAAUCAAACUUCGAAUCCGUAAUGCGACAUUCUGGCAUCGACGGCCCAUCUUCCCCCACCGUACUACAAUCCCUAAUCCAGUUCUUCCGCUGGAAAUAUCUGCAUUUCAUGUUCAUAUACCGAGAGGCCUUCCUCCGUGACCAUUUCAGCAAGGACGGUGGUGAUGAUGAUGAACUUAGCAGGAAACCCAGAAAGUACUGGUCCCCCGCGCUCCUACUCUCGAUAUGCGCUCUCGGGGCGCUGGUAAACCUCCAAAGAAAGGCUACGAGCGAGCGCUUCUUUCUUACGGCCAAGAGCAUCAUCAUGGUGACAGGCCUCACGAAACCAAGCGUCGCUACAGUGAAAGCGUUUCUGUGUCUUGCGCUCUACGAGAUUGGGGGGGGGGCUGACCGGACGUCCCUCCUAGGAAUCGCCUUUCACAUGGCUCAAGACCUUGCCCUCCAACGGGAUCUCAAAGGUUGGGUCCGCCACGACUCCUCCAUUGCAACGCCCGAAGACGUCGAAAUUCGGAGGAGGAUCUACUGGGAUUGUUACAUAUCCGACAAGCUCUUCAGUCUGAUCAUCGGCCAGCCCGUGCACCUAGUCUACGACGACGCCGAAGUCCAGCCCAUGGAGACGCUGCCCCUCAGAGAACCCCCCCAAAUGAACCUCUGGCGCCCCAUAGGCUUCGACGAAGAAUAUAGAGAAUCAGCAAAAGCAAGCUUCAUGAUCCCCUACCUCCACGAACAGAUCCGCCUUUCGCGAAUCAUUGAGAGAAUAAUGUCGACGUUAUUAUCCCCGCGCUCCAAUCUAGACGACCUCAGACGGGGAUGGCACAAAUGGGGCGGAUCGUCGUCAAAGACCAUCCUGGGAGUGUUGGCAUUGCAGUACGUCGAUCUUCCGCGAUGUGUGACCAUUGUUCGCAUCGCCUUGAACUAUGACCAGGCCAUUGCAUCCCGGGGAUGCGACGCGGACGAGAAGCCACAGUCGUAUUGCGUCACAUCUGCGCAACACAUCACUUCCCUGGUGCACACCUACCGAAGUCACUACGGGCUUCAACACGCAACGCUCGUGUUUGUAUACGGUGCUGUUCAGGGGAGUCACUCGGCCAAGACAUUUAGCAUCACAGAAGAAAGCCAGUAUCUGAUCCAGAUGCUGGGAGAACUAUCAUCGGCUUGGAGCCUGUCAAGAGAAGUCAUGGCCAAAGUAUUGGACUGCUAA